AUGCAUCCUGUGUUUUUCUUAAUAAUAUGCAUAACGAGGGUGUGGUCUUUUGACAUAGAGAAUUUAGACAGAGAGUACUACAUGAUAACGAACAAAACGAAAAACCUGCCAGAAAACUACCCAAACACACAGAAUCUGUCGAACAGCAAAGAUUCAGAUAAGUCAGAGAGCGCAGUGAACAUUGGCUUUAUUCAAGUGGAAAUAAAAGAAGAGCUGGCGAAAAGCAUCCCCCUCAUUGAGAAGAUAGAAAGGCUGAUUGGUCUGUCCACAAAAGAGCUUGUGCACACAGACAACAACAACAAGAUUGUUUUGGCUCCAUUUAAAAGCAUAAAGCUGGUGAAUGACGACGGAGAAAUAAACGUAGGAAGCUACAAAAACAGCUACAUAAGGAAGGACAAAAUAGUCCAGGAGUACACGGGAGGAGACAGGUGCGAUAUCUGCAAGAGCAAAAGAUGGUCUGGAACUAUCCACUAUAUGGUGGACGCAGGAGACUUAGAGCUGUCCGGGCCUGUGGAGAGCUCAACGUGCAACUAUAAGCUGAUAGUCAAGGGAAAAGACCUGGGAAGCGUGGAAAAGUACACGGUUCUAAAAGUGACAGACAGCAAAGGGAAAGAAGAAGAAGCAGUUUCAGAAAACAGUCUGAUUGAGGAAAACAUAAGCCAUGUGUGCGAUGGGAAGAGCUGCAGAACUCGCAUAAGGAUAGGAGACGCGGAUGGGCCGCAGAUAGUCCUGGAGUCCGAAGAGCUUCCAGAGCAGGCUUUUUUGCAGCUAUAUCCAGAGGCGGUAAUAACGCAGGGAGACCUCCAGCAGUUUGAAGAAAGAGAAGACAUUCAGGAAGUUGAGGAAAGAGAAGACGUCCAGCAGUUUGAAGAAAGAGAAGAUCUGUAG
This is a messenger RNA of Nematocida minor, 888 nucleotides long. RefSeq lists its product as uncharacterized. NCBI's taxonomy places the organism in Eukaryota, Fungi, Microsporidia. The record is from RefSeq and is a predicted model, not a curated record. Bases 1 to 888 code for a protein of 295 amino acids. The transcript has a single exon.